AUGAAGUAUGCCAUGUUACAUAAGAUUGGUGCUACAAAUUGGGUGCCUACCAAUCACAAAUCUACCAUUGCUACUGUUCUAGGAAGGUUUAUCUAUGUUGUUGGUACAAAAGCCAAGUUUGAUUAUGGUAAAGCUGCAGUGAUUGCUAUGCUCAGGGAAAUAUGCAAGGAAUUGGUGACCAGAAAGUUGACCCUUGAAAAGUUGAUCUGCUCUCUUGAGAUGGAAGAAGGUGUUGAGUUUGCUGAGAAUGAAGAGGAAGUUGGUCCCGAGGAAGGAGAUGAACAAGAAGAUGGUUCUGGUGAUGAUGAGCAGGAAGCUGGUCCAGAUGAAGAGGAAGAAGCAGUUGCUAGUCCUACGGAUGGCACUAAUGAAGACAAGGAUAGUGAUGAAGACAACUCAGAGUUUGCUGACUAG
Messenger RNA from Vicia villosa (hairy vetch), 414 nucleotides. RefSeq lists its product as uncharacterized. The transcript is spliced from 2 exons. The coding region runs from base 1 to 414 and encodes 137 amino acids. Lineage: Eukaryota; Viridiplantae; Streptophyta; Magnoliopsida; Fabales; Fabaceae. The record is from RefSeq and is a predicted model, not a curated record.